Molecule: messenger RNA, 699 nt
Organism: Ipomoea triloba (trilobed morning glory)
Lineage: Eukaryota; Viridiplantae; Streptophyta; Magnoliopsida; Solanales; Convolvulaceae
Exons: 2
Coding region: 1-699 (232 amino acids)
Source: RefSeq, a predicted model, not a curated record
AUGGACGUUCAUGGCACGGUAGUCCGAAGAGUCCUAGUGGACACAGGGAGUAGCGUGAACAUCUUGUAUUUAGAGGUGUUUGAGAGGUUGGGGUUACAACGUAACAAGCUAAAACCUGUGAAAACACCUUUGGCUGGUUUCACCGGGGACUCGAUUGAGUCAGAGGGAUCCAUACGUUUGCCGGUCGAAAUCGGGACCUUGGAAUUUGUGGUAGUCAAUCUAUCCUGCUCCUAUAAUAUGAUUCUGGGGCGACCUGGAUUAGAAGACUUGGGAGCCCUUAUCUCCCUAGAGCAUCUUUGUUUAAAAUUCCGGACUCCCAAUGGGAUCGGAGUCGCUCGUCGGGAGGAACAGUUAAAGAGUCUUGACCGACCAGAGCCGGUGGUAGAACUAGAGGAAGUUGAGAUUGACCCUUCGCGCCCUGAGAGACGGGUGAGGAUCGGAGUGGGUUUGGCUGAGAAAGUCAAACAAGAAAUUAUCCAGGAGUUACAAAAAUAUCAGAGGGUAUUUGCCUGGGGUCCUGAAGAUAUGCCAGGAGUCGACCGGUCGGUCAUUUGCCACCGACUGGCCGUCAACCCUAACCACAAACCCGUAAUUCAGAAGAAAAGAUACCUCUCGGCGGAUCGACGAGAAUUCGUUAAGAAGGAGGUGGAAACCUUGAUGGCUGCGCAGCAUAUCCGUGAGGUAAAAUAUCCAGACUAG